Molecule: messenger RNA, 2541 nt
Organism: Helianthus annuus (common sunflower)
Lineage: Eukaryota; Viridiplantae; Streptophyta; Magnoliopsida; Asterales; Asteraceae
Product: BEL1-like homeodomain protein 3
Exons: 5
Coding region: 867-2321 (484 amino acids)
Biological process (GO): regulation of transcription by RNA polymerase II
Molecular function (GO): RNA polymerase II cis-regulatory region sequence-specific DNA binding; DNA-binding transcription factor activity, RNA polymerase II-specific
Source: RefSeq, a predicted model, not a curated record
GAUCAUUUGACUUCUUUCUUUACUAAUUCCAUUUUCUUCAUCAACAAUCACAACUUAUUUAUUAUUAUUAUUAUUAUUAUUAUUAUUAUUAUUAUUAUUAUUAUUAUUUAUAUUAAAAAUUCAGCAAGAAGAAGAUGAAGGUGAGCUCUGUUUAGGUCUACCAACUGGUUGUUACCCUUCACAAUCUCCAUUUUUCAAGCAAUCUCCUUCUUCUUCUUCCACUAUUCUCUUUUACACCCAAUUCAACCAAACCCCACUUCAAUUUCACCUCCAGUUCUCACCCAAAUCGUUAAAAAUCUCAACUUUUGUCCACACGUGAGAGUCUUGGGCCUCAUUGUUCAAUUUUGGGUUUCAAUUUUAUCAUUUCUUUGAUUAGUUUAGUCAAUUGGGUGGGUGUUUGCGCAACUAUGUAAACUUUUUGAUUAACUAUUGUUAUUAUAUAUUAUAUAUAUGUGUAUAAUAAUGUUUUUGUUUGCUUGUUAUCCAAUAAUUGCGAUGUUUAAUCUUUGUUUAAUUGUGGGUGUUGGUCAUUGUUCAAUAAUAAAGAGGGUUGGGUAUGUGGAUUUGUUUUUUUGAUUACUUUAAUCCAUUAGUUUAUUGUGUGGAGUCUUUAUUUUCUUCUUGUUCAUAUCCAAAUUUUGUCUCCCUUUUAGGAAGAUUUCCUUUCACCUGCUUUGUUUCUGUCUUUAUUUUUCCUCUAGGUCAUACCUUCAUAGCACCUUCCUUCUUUCACAUACACACACAGUGGACUUUGGAUUCAUACAAUUCAUCUGCCUUUUUAUGCACAGUAUCAUAUCUGCUUCUAACAGGAUCACUAGCCGGCGGUUCUAAAUCCGUUUGAUUGUUAUUGUUUUUUAGGAAUUAAGAUGGCUACUUAUUAUUCUACUUCAAGUAGUCAUCAAAGAGACGUGUUUCCGAACUCCUAUAUUUCAAGCGAUUCGUAUCAAGAAUCGGCUUGUCCUCCGGUUGAUAUGAUGUAUCAAAACCAAUCAUCUACCGACACCUCGUUCUUGGAGCUUUUAUCCGGUAAUAUGCAACCAAACGCCCAAAUUCUUCCACGAGUCGAGGAUCGUAACGAUUUGGAUGAUGAACAUAACUUGAAUUAUCAAGAAUUGUCGCUCAGUUUAGGAAUGCAAAUACCGACUUCUUCCAUGGAUUUGCCCGCUUUCCAAUACGAUUACUUGAAUUCACAUAUUCCGAACUCGAGCGAUCAUGGUUCGCAACCCAACAAAGUAGAAAACACUCAGUACAUAUCGUUCAAUCUUGUUGGUACUCCGAAAAAUGGAGCUAUGAACAAUGGUCAAUGCUCGAUUUCAGAUACGUAUGAUGGUUCAUACGGGGUUAUCGGGAGAAUUAUGGAAUCCAAAUAUCUCAAACCGUCACAGGAAUUACUCGAGGAAGUAGCUAAUCUUCGUGAAGCGCUGACUCAGCUAAAGAUGAAUCGGCAUAAUAAUAAUAAUCUACAUAGGCUUCAUGUUGAUGAAAAAGAUUCCAAAUUUACCCCUCGUGAAUCUACUACUAGCUCGUCCGGUGAACCUUCGGCUUCUGAGAAACAAGAUCUACAGAACAAGAUUGCGAAAUUGUUUUCGUUGUUAGAUGAGGUUGACAGAAAAUACCGAGAAUAUUGCCAACAGUUGCAAAUCGUUGAAGCAACGUUAGAUGUGGUUUCUGGAUGUGGGGCUGCAAGACCAUACACAGCACUUGCACAUCAAACAAUUUCCCGCCAUUUUCGGUGCUUAAGGGAUGCAAUUAACGGUCAAGUUCAGUUGACCCGUCAAAGUUUAGGAGAACAAGAUGAUUCAUCCGACCGAGUUUUACCUCGUUUAAGAAACGUGGAAAAACAGCUCAGACAACAAAGAAAUCUUCAUCACUUUGGUGGGACCCGCCAUUCAUGGAGGCCACAAAGAGGGUUGCCCGAAGGCUCGGUUUCCAUUCUUCGUGCUUGGCUUUUUGAACAUUUUCUCAACCCUUACCCGAAAGAUUCAGAGAAAAUCAUGCUAGCGAAGCAAACAGGUCUCACACGUGGUCAGAUUGCAAAUUGGUUCAUCAAUGCAAGGGUGCGACUAUGGAAACCGAUGAUUGAAGAUAUGUACAAAGAAGAAUUCGGUGAGGCGGAAGGUAAUGACGUAUUGUCACAAGAACACGCAUUUAAAUCGUUAAACAACAACUCGUCGUCUUCUGAAGAUAAAGAGAAAGAGAAAGACUUGGGUCCAAUGGGUGGACAUAUGGGUCAAUCUAGUGACUCGAAUCCUGAUUUUUUCAACCAGAUGGAAGCUAGCAGGUUUGUGGAACCUCAGUUAUUGUCUGAUUUUGUGGUAUAACUAAAUAAAAGAAGCGAUUUAGUGUUGGAAAACAAUAGUUAAGAAGUGUACACGACACACACACCCAUGCUGAUCUUGGUUUAAAUUUGUGAAGUAGUGUAUGUAUAUAGGGAUGUGAAUAUAGGUGGUGUUUUGUUUAGAACUUAUUAGUAUAUAUUUUCAUUAAAGAUAUUAUGAUUAUGACUUCAUUGGAUAAAUAAAACUUGUUAUUUGUUUUGAA